Molecule: messenger RNA, 1869 nt
Organism: Tachysurus fulvidraco (yellow catfish)
Lineage: Eukaryota; Metazoa; Chordata; Actinopteri; Siluriformes; Bagridae
Gene: tmem50a
Product: transmembrane protein 50A
Exons: 7
Coding region: 161-643 (160 amino acids)
Biological process (GO): protein targeting to vacuole; late endosome to vacuole transport via multivesicular body sorting pathway
Source: RefSeq, a predicted model, not a curated record
AAAGCUCUUUCUGAUUCUGAUUCUGAGUGUUGAUAAAAGUACUUGUCAUUGUACUGCAAGGCCAAACGUCUGCGCAUGUGCACUACUAAGCCUCUAAAGGAAGGAGAAAGAAUUGUUCGUUCGGCAGAGGACUACAGGCUAUAACACCAUCGUAAGAAAGAUGUCAGGAUUCCUGGAUGGUAUCAGAUGUGGGGACUGUGAAUGCAACAUCGACUGGGCAGAGAAAAGAAACACCAUUGCCUCAAUUGCAGCAGGAGUUUUGUUCUUCACAGGAUGGUGGAUCAUAAUCGACGCAGCGAUAAUGUACCCCAAAGAGGAGGACUUUCACCAUGCAUACCAUACCUGUGGAGUCAUCGCCACUAUAGCGUUCCUCAUGAUCAACGCGGUGUCAAACGGCCAGGUGAGAGGUGACAGCUACAGUGAAGGCUGCAUAGGACAGACAGGUGCGAGAGUGUGGCUCUUUAUCGGCUUCAUGCUGGCCUUCGGCUCUCUCAUUGCCUCCAUGUGGAUUCUCUUCGGAGGUUUCGUCGUUCCUGCAAAGCAAUCAGUGUAUCCUGGGAUUGCAGUUUUCUUCCAGAACGCCUUCAUCUUCUUUGGGGGUCUGGUGUUCAAGUUUGGACGCACAGAGGACCUGUGGCAGUGAAAACAAGCCUCUCUACCUGACCAUCCUACGCCCAGAGUCUUUCUGUACUAUUUCUAUUUUCCUUUUCUCGUUUUUCCCGUUCAUGAGCUGCCCCCAUGUUUCCUAUGCGACUGCAGCGAGGGCUCGUUGUUGUACAAACCGUGUGACGCAUCUAGCCUCAGAAUUCAAAACAGACAGCUUUUUUUUUUUUUUUUUUUAAAUUUUAGAUCGAUUAAAAUGUAUAAAGAGAUAGAAAGAGACUUUUACUCAUGUUUAGCUUUAGUUGUUCUCUCGGAUUGGUUUCAGAUUCGGGUCUCACACUUGUCGCGUGUUGCGGCCUGGGAAAACCCUUCCUAUUGGUCAGAUUUAUACUUUUUAUACUUUUUGCCCAGCCUACCUCUACAUUAACACACUACUGAUUGGGGGGGGUGUUCUUAGUUUGAUAAUCAGGUAUAUUUUUUUUACCUGAGGUAAAAGUUAGUCCCGGGAUUUAAACACGAGCCUCUGCGCCAUCUCUUCACUCGUCUAUCAAACGUCUUUUUAAUUAGGUCCUUCUAUUCAAACCACUUGUUUUGUUUUCAUCUCAGACAACCACAUGUAUUUACUUCAGUCUGUGGGAGUCACAUUCACUGUUUCACUGGGAUAUUUAAGCAGUAGUUUGCCUGUGAGUGAGACCCUUAUGUUAACGUUAUGCCUCCUCACUUGCUUUUGGAAGUUGGGGAAUUGUUUAAUUUUGCUAUGUGUAUCAUAAAUCUUUACUUAACCAGCUUCAUCAGAACGGACCACAAAGAGCCAAAUUAACGCAAGGUAACAUUUUCACUUGCUUUCUAAAGCCCUCUUGAUUUUUUUUAUACGUUAAACACAAGCGUCUCAUAAAAUAUUCGCCAAUUUCUUAUUGUAAAAAUGCUAAUAUAAAUUCUCUCGUAUGGGAUAAACAGCUUUGCGAAUACUUUUGCUAUUCUGUAUACACGUACUUCUUUUUUACGUGCUUAGCUUUACGUUUGCACUCUAUUUAUGUAACGCUGCUGCAGUACGCCGAAUAUAUCACGAACGCAAGCACAAAGAAAAAUAUUAAUUAAAAAAAUCACGCAGUUAGUCCAGUCUGGAACGUUGUUAAACAGAAACAAUAGAGGAAUGUAAACACUCAUUUGGUCUAAAUUUUUUGUUUGUUUUGUUUUGUUUUUUUGGUUGUUGUUUUUCGCAACUGUAUUUGUCAAAAUAAAUAAAACGAUAGAAAAAUCCCCGCA